Messenger RNA from Plasmodium vinckei vinckei, 2640 nucleotides. RefSeq names its product LCCL domain-containing protein. The record is from RefSeq and is a predicted model, not a curated record. Lineage: Eukaryota; Apicomplexa; Aconoidasida; Haemosporida; Plasmodiidae. Bases 1 to 2640 code for a protein of 879 amino acids. The transcript is spliced from 2 exons.
AUGGAAUUAUUUCGAUUUGCAAUUAUUACGCUAGUAUUUUUGAUACAUAAAUGCUACUGUGAGAAUUAUGAUAAAGAAAAUUUAAAAAAACUGACGGAGUAUAGGCAACAACACCGUAAAACGGUGGAUGGCAGACUAUGUGCCGCUGCAUUUGUACAAGAUGACAACACAUAUACUGAUUGUACAAAAUCAACAGACCCUAAUGGAUUGACAGGAAGAGAAUGGUGCUAUGUAGAAGUUCAAUUAAUAGGAAAGGGUAAUAGGGAUUGGGAUUAUUGCAAAGGUGUAAUAAAUUAUGAUAUUGUUAGGUCAAAAGCCCGAACCUUUUUUCAAGCUAAAUCAAAUGAGCUAAAUAAUGCUGUAAACCAAUUAGAUAUGGAAUAUAAAAAAUUAGGAGGUAUAUAUGAAAAAUAUGAAGAAAAUUGUGGGGCUACUUCUGAAUUAAUAAAGAAAAGAAUAGAAGAAAUUAAUGAUAUAGCUAAAGCGUCAAGUAGAAACAUCAAUAAGCUAUUAUUACAAGCAUCAUCUAUCAAUGAUAUGGAAACAAAAUUAUAUGAAUUAGAUGAUGAAGUUGAAACAAAUAGAAAAGCAUUUUUAAAUAAUAAAAAAAAUUGUUCUAUAUUAAAAGGAUAUGCAAUUGAAGAUAAGGCAGAUGGUUUAACAGGGAGCUAUUAUGACAAUGCGUAUUUUUCAGGAUACCCAUUAUCAAUAAAUAAUGAUAAAUAUAUAAAUUUUAUAUGGAAUAGUGGGGUACCUAUUGAAAUGAUACCUUAUCAGCAUUUUUCUGUUCGAUGGGAUGGAUAUAUAAAAGUACCUCAAACAGAUAAUUAUAUUAUAAGUAUUGAACAUGAUUGUGGGGUUAGAAUAUUUUUAGACAAUUCUCCUAUAAUUGUCAGUAAUAUGCCAAAUCCUAAAGAAGAAGAAUCUGAAGAAACAAAACCAAUAUAUAUUUUACCAAUUAAUAAAAUAAAUUCAAAUGUUCAAAAAAUUAGCUCAGAAAAAUUAGGAUUAGUUGGAGGUAAAAAAUAUAAAUUUAGAAUAGAAUAUUUUCAUUUAAGUACUAUAAAACACGAAAAUCCAGAUACUGCUCACAUAAUAUUAUAUUGGAAAUCAGAUAAGUUAAUUGAUGAAGAAAUUAUUCCAUCCCAUUUUUUCUUUAAAAGUAAUACAACUAUACCCCUUAGAAUUAAAGAAUUAGGUGGUGACGAUUACGAAAUAUUUUAUCUCGAAAAUGGGGUAGAUGCAUUUAUCAAUUCUUCGAAUUAUAUUAUAUCCGAUAUACCUACUAUAUAUGAAAAAUCGAAAGCUAUACGUAGUUUGGACAAUUUUAAUAAAAAUUUUAUUAAAUUUAAAAUCAAUGCAUACAGUAAAGUUUAUAUAGCUAUAAAUAAAGAUGAAAGUAAUAAUGUUCCAAUAAAUGAAAUAACAAAAAAGAGUUUCACAAAUACUAAGGAAGUGAUGUCCAUAUAUCAUAUACAGGGAGAUAGAAUAAUGAAUGCAAUUGGCAAAAACGCAAAUACAUCGGAACAAAAGACGUAUAAUAUUUAUUCUUCUGAAUAUUAUGAAGGAGAAGUAAUAAUCAAAUUAAGCAUACCAACACAUUUUAUUAUAUUUAUCGUACAAAAUGAAUUUCGAUCAGACAACAGCUGUAUAGGAAACGAAGAACCUAUUUCUUUAGUAAAUUCUCCAUAUUUUAAUUCCUGUUAUGCAUCUUCUUAUGAAUCUGAAAAAUAUGAUUGUCAAUCAGGAUUUAGUGGAAAUAAUAAAAAUGAAGAAUAUUCAACAUGGAAAACUGCUGUUAAUAAGUCGCUAGGUCAAUAUGUAACUAUAAAUUUUAAUUAUGAUAUAGAUAUACAUUCAUUUACUUUUAAAACAUUAUCUUCUUUAGAAAAUAAUAUUACAGAGUUAUCAUUAUACUUUGCAAAUAAUACAAAUCCUGAAAUAUUUUCUAUAUCACCAGGACACCAUAAAUAUAAACUUAAUUUUCCUAUAAAAGCCAAAUCUGUAAAAGUUGUUAUAUCUAAAGUAAAAGAUUCAAAACAACAAACUGGUGGAAACAUUACUUUCUAUGGUAUACCAUGUGGGGGUUAUAAAAAUAAGGAAAAGAAUAUUGAUAUAAAACAAAAUGAAUAUGAAAUUAAUAUAUAUUUUAGAAGUAAAAAUAUUAGUGUGGCAUCGAAGCCGCUAACUUGGAUGGCAGAUAAUGGAUUGAUAAAACAAACCCAUGGUUAUUUUAAUUACGGUUGGGAAAAGGUACCUACACCUAUAGAAUUAGAACAAUUGAAUAAACAAAAUUCAUCUCAUGGUGGUAUAUCAUUUUAUCCAUUAGAAUGUAAAAAAGAAAAUAGCUUAACUACUAGCGAUAAUAAUAAUUGUGAUACUUCCAAUACAUGGUCUAUUGAUUUAUUACAUGAAGGUACUUAUUAUGUCACAAUCGAAAUUGGUUCUCCAUCAGGAAAACAAAAUUUAAAUUAUAUUAAAGUUAAUGGUGAAGUUUUUAUAAAUAAUAUGUUUUUAAAACCAAAGCAAUAUACAAAGGUUAGUGCAAAUGUUGAUAUAAAAAAAGAUAAAACUUUACAAGUUUCUACAAAUACAAACACGGUUAUACAAUCUAUACAAAUUAUAUAUCUCCACAAUUAA